Molecule: messenger RNA, 932 nt
Organism: Alosa sapidissima (American shad)
Lineage: Eukaryota; Metazoa; Chordata; Actinopteri; Clupeiformes; Clupeidae
Exons: 3
Coding region: 73-456 (127 amino acids)
Source: RefSeq, a predicted model, not a curated record
ACACACACACACACACACACAACUCUCAUCAAAACACUUAAACUACUGCGACAGGACUCAGGACUUGCAAAGAUGUCUUUCCUUUCGGGUGUGUUGGGUAAAGGCAAGGCGGACUCCGUGGUGGACCAGGCUGUGGACACUGCAGCUAAAAUGGCCAAGCAGAAGGCGAAGGAGAUGAUCUCCGGGGAAGGAAAGAAGGACAAGACAGGGGGCAUGGGAGACCUAUUCCCCUCAUCCCAGUCGGAGGGAAAGAAGGAGAAAGGUGGUGGAGGACUGUUUGGGGGCCUUGGGGGCCUCGUCUCAUCGGAAAAAGACGACAAACCCAGCGGGGGAGCAUCCAGCUCAGGAGACCUGACAGACCAGCUCGGCGAUAUAGCUGCCGAUUUUGCCGCCGAUGCAGCCAAGGACAAAGCCAAGGAUGACCUGAUGUCAUUUGGAAAGAGCAUGUUUGGGUGAAGUCCCUAUUCGUCCCGGGUGGAGGCACAACACCACUUUGACUCAUGCUGUGCAUUUCUCCACGCUGUUGUUGUUGUUUUUGUUUGUGGACCAACUAAAACCAUGGACUCUAAGAAAAAGAAUGACGACCAGCUCGAAGCCAUCUCCUUCUCCAUCCAAUCAACAUUUUUAUUAUAUCAUAUUUUAACAUAUUGCUGGUAUUUCAGCUUAAUGAUUUGCUUGUUAGUAGCUGUCGACCAUCUGGCAUUAGUGGUAAGCUAUGCCCAUGAAGGCAAGUCAAUAUGAUGGCUGGUGGCCAGCAUGUUAUCCUGGUCUAAAGUAUUAUUGAGCUAGCAGUGAUGAAAAGUGAUAGUCUGAUGUAAUGGAUUCUUGUAUUUUUACACUCCUUAGAAAUGAUCUUCAAGUAUCAGAGUUUUACUCAAAUACACAAGAAAAUCUGAGUAUUUCAUAAUAAAACAUAAUAUUUACACUGGUAA